AUGAUUAAUCUGCGCAGUCCGGCUACCACCGGUGGGUCUGGCUUCCGGUGCCUCCCCUUCGGUGGGGCUCCCGGCGGACGCAGCAUCAGGUCGAAGGCGUACUGGAAUGCGGCGUCGCGACUCCGUCUCAGCCGCCAUCUCAGGUGCAAAAUCGAGGAUUACACAACAGAGGCGCUGCGACCGACGCAUCGCCAACGCCAGCGGCUGCCGCUGCCGCAGACAUGCGCGGCAGCGACACAGCGGCCGCUGGCUCCGCCGUCGGCUCUGCCUCAGCAACUACAGCAGCAUGCGGACGAAAGCGCUGUGCAGCGGACCCUGGGGGAGGUCUGGGCAACCGGAGCACACGCAGACACGGCUGCGGCCGCGCUAAGACAACCAUUGUUGACGACGCCUGCAGCCGCGGCAACGGCGGCGGUAGCGCCGGCACUGACGUGCGUCCCCAGCUCCGUACCCCUCACUUCCGCCAUCAACAGCUCAGAAAGCCCCAACGGAGCCGAGUACGUGAGCGGAGUUGCCGACGCCACCGCCAUGCCGGUCAUGUUAGGCGCGCAAGCUGCCACCGAGCCGUCUGUGCAGCAGCUCGCCACAACUGGCGCUGCCGAUAGCCCGCCGCCGAGCUGCAUGCUGGCAGGGGAUGGCGCUGGCGGCGCUACCAGUCCGUUUGGAAUGGACGCUUUGUACGGCAUCUGCUCACCUGCAGCACUGGACUUAAACACGCCUACCAGCGGCUCGCCGUUCAUCCUCAGCCCCCUGAUGCGCCUCCAACGAGAGGACACCGGGGGCCUAUCAGGCUGGCUGGCAUCACCGCCGUCGGCGCUGGAACGCACCAACACAAAGGAAGCUGUUGGCGGUGCCGGUGCCGGUGCCUCGGGCUGCUGCCUUGCCGGGGCGCACUCGACGUUCUCCGCUGGUCGCUUCUUUGGUUCGAUGAGCUCGCCUGCCAAACGGGGUGGGGAUGAAGCCGGUGCAGCAACAGCCGGCGCGAUGGACACGUCAGCCAGAGCCGAUGCGCAGGGCGGCCGGAAUGCAACGGACGAUACGAUGCGGCCGAACCAUGGACAAGCUAGUGGCACACAGCAAGAGACACCCGCGGAGGCCCCUCUGGCGCCGGAAGAUCCUGGCCGGGAUGGCCCGUUGGCAAACACUUCAGAAGCUGCAGCCGCCGCAACAGCAGCUGCGGCGGCAGUAGCGGUUGCGGCUGCAACACCGGCAGGCGGAAACCCCGCAAAGGACGUGCAGAAGGAGGAUCUCGUACAGCGGCUUUACAGCACACCGAUGCAUGCGGGGAAUGCCCCCGAAGCGACAGCAGUUCAACCCAAGGUGGUAGAUAACCCGGCGGCUGCAAUGGGGCCGGCCCCCAACGAUGAUCUUGCACUCGGCCGAGAGCCUGGAAGUGACUGCCGUAGCCCGCAGGAACCGGCGGUCUUGCCGUCUAAGCCUGGGCCACACGUGGAGGACAAUGACGGCGCUGGUGGUGCCCGCAGCAGUGGUGUGGCUCCUGCAACUAAUGCCGGUGCAGCUUCUGCAGCUAAUGCAAUGGAGUUACCGCAGGGGAAGGAGAACGCUGCAGGCGCGCCCGAGGCGUGCCAGGCUGCUCCCGCAACUUUUCCCGGCGCUGCGGGUAUGGCUCCCAUGCUGGAGGUGGUACAGACUGCGAUGUCACCGCCGGCUGCAGCAUUCGCGGUGUCAGGGCGUUACGGACGCAGGGCGCGAGCCCGCAAGCUGCAGCUUGAACUGGACGUAAGUGCUUGCGGGCGGAGUGAUCCAGAGGCUACUGCUGCUGCGGCGGCGGCGGCGGCUACGGGCCAGGAGGGCAGCGCCGCCGUGCAGGUGCCGUCGGAGGCAUCCCCGCUGAAAUUGAACGGGGGAAUCUCGACAGGAUUGGGCAUUGCUGAGCUGUCUCAGCAUGCCCCGCAGCACACGAAGGUAGAAGGCGCCGGGCAGGCGUCGCGGCGGGCUCCUUUCCGUCGGGGGGUGCGCUCGGGAACUCGAUCGGCGAUUGCUGCCGCCCUCGGCCCUUCGGCGACGGCCGAGCCUGCCGAACGCAUGAUCGGCUUGGGCUCUGCCGAUGCCGGCAAAGCUUCAGUUGAAGGAGCGUCCGCGUGCCUCACUCCAGCGGCAGCAGGAGCUGCAACUCCCGAAGCAGGCACGAUGGGGAUUCCAGAGGGCAAUAGACACAGCGUUGCUGCAGCCGCACCUUUUGCGGAUGCUGCCUCUGCGGCAGGCACUGCAGCCGCCGUUCCAGCAAGUGGGCCAGCUGGCAGCGCACCUGCGGACCCCUCCUCAUCUGCUGCUGUUGUCCCCGGAAGGAUGGGGAACCAGCAGUCAUCUGAGGCGGCUGACGUGGCCACACGUCGGCGGUCAUCCAAGAGGCUCUGCUUGCGCAGGCUGAAGGCUAACCAUAUUUGCGAAAGGCCGGAGGCGGAGCAGGCGGGCACGGCAGCCGAAAUUCUGCCUGAUUCUACCCGUACUAAUAGCAAUCAAGCGCAGGAUCAGGCGCGACAGGAGCCGGUCCGGCCAUUGCCGACGCCGGACGUGUCAGCCGAGCCCCUGCGGCUUGCCCCGCUGGAAGGGCCCCCGCCUCCACAAUCGCCAGGUGCGCUUCCGGAUUCGGAGCUGCUGCCAACUAUGGCCGGCGAUCCCAUUGGGAAUCCGACUGCGGAUCCCGCUGCUGGUCCGCUCCCUGAGGCGCAUGGGAAUAUCGGCACCGCGGCAGGCUCGGCGACGACAGUGAAGCCUGAUGUAGAAGUACCGGGAGGCAAGGCACCACCGGUUGCCAAAGCACCAUCCGCCGUGGCCGCGCCUCCAUUGGCCUGUAAGGGAGGCCCGCCUAGCAAAUCGGAAGUCGAUGCACAGCUUGUGCUGCCUCCUGUUACCCGCAGCCAACACGCGGGCGGCGGCCCCACGCGUCCCAUUCGUGGCGCCCGCGCCGCGGCGUCCCCGACUGAGACGGAGAUCGAGGCCGGACAGGACGGUAUAAAGCCGGCCUUGCCGGCGCUCCGCAAGCGUCGCCGCCUUCGCGGAUGUGGCCCAGUGGAUCCGCCAAGCAGGUCUGCGCCUGUGUGUGAGGAUCCAGCGCUGCUGAGAACUCGGAAACAGAAGAAGCGUCCAAAUGAAUGGGACCUGGAGCUGGAGCUCAGCAGGGAGGCCGCUGAGAGCCGCCGAGCGCCAACCAAGGCCUCGGGUCCCCAUCCAAAGGCCACUGAAGCUCCGGCCUCUACCGGUGCAGCGCGGCCCCCACGGCCUCUCCCCCGGACUCCGCAAGAAAUGCGUCCCGCGCCGAGGCCCAAGCCCGCGCAGCAGAAGCCUCUUGACGGUGAUGACAUCUGUGGUGAAGUUAAGGAACCAACGGCCAGAGGGCGUGGCCGUGACCGUCGGUGCCUGGCCACCGUCGUCGGUGGCCAAGCUUCUACAACAGUAAAUGGCACUGGUGAGGAGAAGCCUGUCGAUGACGCAGGCAACACCAGGAUGAUGGGUGAAACCAGUUCACAACUGCCGCUGCAGCAGCAAGUGGCGCCGGCGACUGCUGCGGAAGGCGUGCCUGGGACUGAAGGCACGCGGCCCUUAGGGGCGACGAUACAGAGUGAAGAAGCCCUUCGGGCUCAGUUGCCGCGUGCGCAGCGCGAACCACUUCUAGGCCUUGAUGCAGCAGCAUUGGCCCCAACGAGCGACGCGCUCACGGCAUCUCACGACCCUGACAGAGACAGAGAGGCUGAAGCGCCUCGCUGUCAGGCUGAUCCUGCUAAAGCCGCCUACCGCCCAAGCUCCUUUACCGCUUCCGGCGACGUGGGCGUCGUCGCCAGUGACCAUGUAGAGGAGAGCAAUCGUGACUGUGGUCCGCCAGCAGGCGGUGCGAUGCUCUCUGACGCUGCUCUGACGCUGGCGGCGGCAGAUCCGCGAGUUCCCGGAGCUGGAUCCAAUAGAGCGAUCGUUGGUGGGGACGUGCCGACAGAGGAAUUGGGCAGGGUAAAAACUGCUAAUCGCGGCAGACGGCGCAGACCGCCCCCGCCUGUUACACCGCCCUCGCCUGUUACAAAGAACACUACUGCUGCCGGUUGCGGUGUACAUGGUGACGAACUGCUGGACGAUGACCCACGGACCAGCUGCAUACCACCAGAACCAAGCGACAGCCGCGCCGCGGGUGGCUUUGGCGCAGACGGGUUGCCCGUCCCCUCACAUGCAGCUGCCCUCCCUGCUGCGGCGGCCCUCACGGCCGUAAAGGGCCGCGGCGGUGCAAGUGGCAGCAGUAGGAGCGGCGGCGCCCGCGCCCCGCACCCCACUGGGCUCUCCCAGCAGCCUGGCGACAAGGCAGGCUGUGCGAGGCGAAGGCAAGCAGGUACAUCGGACCAAGUGGCUGCGGCCGCGGAGAGCGAGGAUCGCCCUAAGCGGCGCAGGACGUGCCAUGGCGCGAGCAACCCGGCACCCAUCACACGCAGGGCGGCUGCUGCGGCUGCAGCUGCCGUGGACGCUGCAGCAGCAAUAGCACCAGGAUUGGGAUUGCAUGGUACCGCAGCUGCAGCUGCAGCUGGUCAAUGCUUCGACAGGCUGGAAAUCGCUGAUGACACCUGUGGGGACGCUCCGUUACGCAGGAGACCUGCAGAUGCGGUCGCUUUGGCCGGUCCGAGCCGCACACUGGUGCCAGCGCCCGACAAGGAGCCCACAGGCCUUGAAGCCCAGGGCGUAGCUUCACCCGCCAAUCCAAGACAGACGGAUGACGCCGGUAAUGGCGAACUGCCUGCUGGCGCGCGUGCGAUGGCGGACGCCGCCGCCGCGCUGCGGCUACUCAGCAAGAAGCGCGGUCCACGGGGCAAGCCUGUCGCGGCCGACGUACACUUGGCGCAGUAUAACGAGGAAGGAACGCAGGCAAGCGCGCGGCCUCAGAGGCGAUGCGUGGGGCGAGUACGGGACGUAGGAGGGACCCGCCGCGGAGACGUGGCCUGCGGUCCAGGGUGGCCGCUACUCCUGCGGCUCAUGACAGAGGCCGAGGGCAGGGACGUGGCAGAGGGCGUGGUCGAGGGCUUGGAAGGGUCGACGGAAGUCAGCGGCCACCCAGGGCGUCAACCCGUGGCCAUCCCGAACGUGCUGGCGGCAGCUGCGAGCAUCCUGCUGACCAUGCAGCCCGGUGUCAAGAUGUACGAGAAGAUCUUCCGGCAGGAAUUUGGCAACAAUCCCGACACCAGCAAGGCGCUGCGCCUGCUGUGGGAGCGGGGUCAUGUUGAGCGUACCGGCAACGGCUUCCGGUGUGACCCGUACGGAUACACAGUUACGUCAGCCGGGCUAGAGGCGGCUGCAGAGCAACGUCAACGGGAACGCGAGGCUGAGCAAGAGCGGUUACGCCGGGAGCCCGCUAGGAACGCAGCGACUGGGGCGCUUGGCGCAGGCUUGAUGGUUUGA
Messenger RNA from Volvox carteri f. nagariensis, 5394 nucleotides. RefSeq lists its product as uncharacterized. Lineage: Eukaryota; Viridiplantae; Chlorophyta; Chlorophyceae; Chlamydomonadales; Volvocaceae. The transcript has 8 exons. The record is from RefSeq and is a predicted model, not a curated record. Bases 1 to 5394 code for a protein of 1797 amino acids.